This is a messenger RNA of Cololabis saira (Pacific saury), 5635 nucleotides long. It is a transcript of the gene il34, whose product is annotated as interleukin 34. The coding region runs from base 500 to 1171 and encodes 223 amino acids. Gene Ontology annotation, molecular function: macrophage colony-stimulating factor receptor binding; cytokine activity. NCBI's taxonomy places the organism in Eukaryota, Metazoa, Chordata, Actinopteri, Beloniformes, Belonidae. The transcript has 8 exons. The record is from RefSeq and is a predicted model, not a curated record. Gene Ontology annotation, biological process: positive regulation of protein phosphorylation; positive regulation of macrophage differentiation; positive regulation of monocyte differentiation.
AGCUGCAGGCUGUCCCGCUGCGCGCCCGGAGGCACACGCACACUUUACUGCUCCAUGGAUGGUCGGAACCUUUAACCAACUUCCUCAAAUGACCUUUAUUGCCAAGUUUGUGAAUGGAUUGUUAUCGAUUUGCCUUUUUAUGUCGGAUUCAGUGCUGAGGCCACGUUUUUUUGAGACUUUUACGCAUCCUGGGAACUCGGGCCAAAGGGACGCUGGAGGUGUUGUUGGCGUACCUGUGUGUAAAUACAGCUAUUCUUUUGGGAGGACGCUUUUAAAAGACUGUCAACAGCAGGAAGCCACAAAAGUGAAAGAUCUGUAAAAGCGGCAAGCCACAAUCAUGAAGACCUCCAGCCGGCCGACCCAUGUGUGUCCGACUGAGUACACAUGCUGAAGAGCUGAAGAGACAUCAUCGUUGCGUGUGUGUGUGUGUGUGUAUUUGUGUAUACACACUGGGCUCUUGAUUAAAGCAGUGUGGAGCUGAGGACUUAAAACGCACAGAAUGGUUCAACUGUCUACUUCAGUGUGUCUGCUGGGAGGCUUUUUAGGCCUACUGGUGCUAGCUCCUGUCCUGACGGCCUCAAACCCGGCCAGGAUGUGCACCCCCCUGAGGACGCUCAACGACAGUCUCAGCCACAGGAGACGGUACAUGAAGCACAACUUUCCCAUUAACUACUCUGUCAGGGUUUAUCAUGAGGAAAUCUUUAAACUCACAAAUAUCAGCAGAUUGAGGUUAAAGGUGAAGGAAUUGGAUGAGCUGGUUCUGCAGAGGCUCUGGUUUCAAGUCAACCAAGGCGUGUUAAAAAAGAUCAUCCGGGUCUUGCCAGAAAGACAUCCUUCGCGUUCAUACGCAGCUGAAUUGGAAAGGCGUUUCAAGGAUGUUGAGGGAGUCUUCGUGCAGUCACAUCCUUCUGAGGUAUUCCAGGAGGAGCUUCCAGAGACGGUCCAGGACAUCUGGGAUCAGUUAACAGAAGAGCCCGACCUAAUAGCAGAUUCUAGCUGGCGACUUGCUUCUCCAAAGUCCCUCAUGGACAACUUGUGCCACACCAUGCUCUGCCUCUUCAGCGAGUGCUUCGCCAGCACAGAAGAUCAACAGGAUUACUGUGGAGUUUCACAUCGGAGGAAAGGCAGAAAGAAGACCAGUCUGGAAACCGAGGUGGAGCCAGGCGAGUGAGCUCACUGAUCGCUGAUCGCUGAUUCUGAUCAGCCAUUUUCAAAUUACUAUCUCCCUCGAGCUACAGGGGGAAGGGUAAAAGAACAGUUCACAAUGAAAGAAUAUCCACAUUUUUUUUCCCAAAGAUACCAAAAAGAGCCAAGAUUGUCUUAUUGACUGGAACCCUGGCACAGCUCCAUCACUGAAAGUGGACGGAAAACGUUGGCGCCGUUAAAGCGCCUCUGAUCGCUUAAUGAGCAUAUGGAUUUUCUAUGAAAUUGAAAUACGGCUCAUUUUUGAGAAAACGCUUCAGUACAAAAGAUUUUCCAGUUCAGCCAGUCAAGGGGCGGCUAAGAUACAUCUCGUUGCUGACAAUUUCGGAGUAUUGUGGCGUUACUCUGGUAUUUAGUUAUGUAAGAGAUCUGUUCAUCUUCUCACAUAUUAACAAAAGUGAUGUAUGAUCUAUACAUUAUUUUUCUAAGAUGGAUUAUUUAAGAAGCAGCUACUUAAUCUUUGUCAGCAAAGGUCACCUGAAGGUGUUGGCUUUGCUGACUCUUUGUCAUUAAAAAUGGGUUGAUGUGAAUCUGCACGGUUCACUCUGGGGACUAACAUGAGAGACUUCACCUCACUUUAUACCAUAGCCAAGCAACUCUUGUACAAACUGCCUUUUUCAGCUAUCAAACAUCAUUUUAAACAUUUUUACAAGUGUGCUCAUUGUUUGUCAUAUUCCAUUUGUGUUUAAUUUUUUUUAGGUAAACAAAAAAAGUGUGUAGUAAAUGGUGAUGGAUUGCAAAAAUUGUGAUUUACAGUAUGAGCAUGUUGGAAAUGCAUGCAUGACUGGACGAAAUCUGAACCUCCUGGUUUUCCACAUGUUGUCAGGAAAAGGACGUGUUAGGAGGUUCUUCUUAACAAUCCGUUUCACUCCAACCUAUUCUGCCUGAGAUUUCACUUUGAAGGAUGCCAGUUUUACCAGGUUUUCUGUUUCUGUUUGGCCUCUUGAUACGGCUCUUUUUUGUUUCUGUUGGGUUUUUUUUUUUAUCUGUUUUUCUUUUUUAAAUUUAAAUUCCGCCAAGGUUUUGAGGAAUAAAGACAAACAACCAGGUCUAUUUUGAUGAUCUAGGUGUAAUAGAGAGGUCUGUUAGGAUAUCCUGCACUAUAAUGACAGCACCCUCCCCCCAAAGAAAAGCUUUUCCUGCAGAGGUCGCAGGUCGCUGACCUGACCCCCACUCUCAUGUCAUGGUGGAACAAGCCUAGCAACGAAUCAUCCGGGGCACCCUAAGGAUCUGCUGCCAACAUUCCUGGGCCAGACGCUGCAGGAAACUGCUGGAUGUUUUUAAUAAUGUAACUGCAAAGUUGAGUGUGUGUAAGAUGGUACUCACCCGCAUGGAUUUCAGCUGCCAACAUUCCUUUUCAACUGGGUGUCUUUAUGCAUCGCCCGACUAAGUUAUGGGUCAUUCGGUUCAUUUUGCUUGCAGCGCUUGGGCUGAAAGAUGAGGAAAGUUUGAAGCGUUGAAGCAGCAGGGGGAUAACAUACUAAACUUGCGUGUCUUCUGUAAAAAUCAUCUGGAGAGGGAAAAAAAACUAGCAGGGGGGCGGUUGGGGUGGUUUGGGUGGUUGGAUGGAGUAUCUCUCUACCGUCGUCAAAAUGAAAGCAGUGGGAAGCCGUCAACAGUUGCCUGUGCAGGACACGCACAGGAAUUACAGUUUAUGUUUGAGAAAUCUGACCUGUGAAAGAUCAAGUGUUCACACCAAGUGGACACCGGGGAUCGUGUUUAGGAGGCAACAUGCAGUUCACAACUCUACUCACAGAAAAACAGAAAAGUGCACACUCUUUCUCUUUUCUCUAAUUUUGAAGGUCAUGUCAUAGUACAAAUCAUCUGGAUGUUGGGAGGUGUUAAAAUGAGGUAAGUACAGUACAACCUUAUGGUGCUUUUCCACUAGUACCUACUCAGCUCGACUCUCCUCCACUCGGUUUGGUUCUUCUCCACCAGGGGUCUAACGUACCGAGUAGAUACUUUUCUGUAUCUAUUCUGCUGAGGUUCUAAGCUGCUGAGUCGGCUGUAUCUGACAGCAUCACACUACAGGCCACCGAUUGGUCGGGGGGUUGGAGUCAGACGUCUGAGUCAGGAUGUGACAUCAGCGACGGUGGUUUCUGGUUCAUUUUAUUCAACCAGCAACGGCAGCAGAAGUCUGUUCUGGUCCAACUCUGAGGUGCAGAUGUUCAUAAACCUGAUGCUGAGGAGAGAAUUAAAAAGGGAUCUAGACGGAGAUAAGGAACGAUCAGAUCUACCAGGAGAUAUGUCUCUUCAUUGCUGCUCACGGCUCCAGCUGACUUUUCAGCAGCGCAGAGACAAACUAACAAAAAAAAAGCGUCACCGCUUGAAACUUCUCUCUCUAUCAUUUUCUAACUUGAUAUGGAACACAAGCCACAGACCCAGCAGCACAUCUAUCAUCUCCUCCAGGUUCCUCUUCUUCUCCUCCGAAGAAGACAACAACACUAAAGAUGUAUCUUUAGUGUUGUUGUCUUCUUCGUUUAGAUAGAUAGAGAAAUUGAGAGCGUGAUCAAGCAAGACUAGUCUAGUUCUGUGUCAUGAAAUGCUUUCUAAGCCCAGGCCUGUAUCCAUCCAUCCAUCCAUCCAUCCAUCCAUCCAUCCAUCCAUCCAUCCAUUUUACUGCGUUUUCGGGCCUAUUGACUACAUUCAUGUGGACGCACUCAUGUACUGACACACGUGUGUCUUUAUGAUGAAGGUUUUUGAAAUAUAAGUGUUUUGUCUUGGUGUGGAUAAAGCCUGAGUCUUAUCUCCACCACUUCACACAGACUGAUUGUUAUUUCAAUAAAAUAGGCACCAAUUCAUACUUGUCUGCAAUUAUUUUUGACAUAACAAUAAUCUAGUCUCAUUUGUUGAGUUGGUUUCUAUUCAUCUACUUCUAAGACUUGAGUUGAAAGUGUUGUUUGUCUUUGGGUCAUAUUUCUAGAGAAAUGUCUGGAAUAGAUUUUAUGACAGUCUUUUUAAAAAUAAUGACUUGAGAGGCAGUAAGCUUAGGCAAGAAACGUCUCCUCAUCUAACAUAAAAUAUCUAUGAAUAGGUUAAUUCCAUCAGAUUCUGUCACUUAUUGGACGAUGGUAAACCAUUUUGACAGAAGAAGUUUUUCAAUGAAGGAUAUAAAGUUACACCAUAGCCCUGUUUCUUGAUAAAGCUUUGCAACAUCAGUUGUGUGAGAUGCACGUGUACCUUUUGGCUACUAAAAUAUACUGUUUCUGAUAUUAAAAAAAAAAUGACUUUGCGUUUCUCAACCAGUCAGGAGAGAAGAUUUUUUUUUCAUUAUGCACUUAGAGAAAAAAGUGGAAAUGUCGAGAAAAAAAUCGAAAUGUCGAGAUUAAUGUUGAAGUGCAAUUUCGAGAAAAAAGAAUACAAGAAUUGGCUUUACGAUAUUGAUUUGAAACACAUAUCACACAUAUGCAGUUGCAUAAGUUCAGAAACGUCCCCUUAACGUUCCACUCCAAGGGUAUAGGUUAGUUAGUUAGUUAGUUACGGCUGCUGCUGCUGCAGAGCUGUCAGUCGCUCUGCUAACUGGAUUUGAUGGAGACAUUUCCACUUUAUUCACCAAAUUGUAUUUCAACAUUAUUCUUGAAAUUUCAACUUUUUUCUCGAAAUUGUAUUUCAACAUUAAUCUCGACAUUUCGACUUUUUUCUCGAAGUGCACAAACAUUUCCCUCUCAAAUAUUUUUUCUCCUGCAUGGCCCCAAUAAAUCUUCUGUACAAAACUCCCAGUGCAAACAAGGAAAAACUGGUCAUGUUUCAAGAUUGUUAUCAAGAGUAAACUUGUGUAAAAAAAAAAAAAAAAUUUCAUUAAAUCCCAUUGUAACUGAUGCUCCUUUUGAAUAGAUCAAAAGUGAAAUACAGUUCAAAGUGAGUUUAAAUAUAAUAUACAGUCAGAUUCAACUAGAAAUUUAUUUUUUCAAAUUUUGCAUUACAUGAAUUAUUAUUUAUUGUGCCAUUUAAGUAACCUGUUACAUUUAUAAGAUUCAUAUAUUUGUCUAAUUAAAACCUGAGUUACUCCAACAAGUGGAUAAAGUAACUAUUUGUGACAGAUUUAUGUUUGUAUUCAAAUUGCAGCAGCAGUUCCCCAAGUCAGUCCUGUCGUCCCGUAACGUGCACAUAAAAGUCUGGGAAGUCAAAGAAUAAGCACGAUUUUCAGUUAAUACAGAGCAUUAGAUUAAAACAGACAUGUUCCUUUAUGCAGUUAGGAGAUUACAGUGUUGUGCAGAGUGGAUGGUUCAUGUUGGUAAAUUAAUAAAAUCCUAAAGAAUGUAUUUUUAUUAUGUUUUAUCAUAUGAAACUGUAUAGUUAUAAGUGGUUAUGGUGACAAUAACAUAACAUUCCCCACAGCUUCAAGGAAAAACAUGUCUUUUGAACCUUUUUUUUAAUACACGUGAUAUUGAAUAUUUAUUUUAUUUUUAUUUUAUUUUAUUUUUUUUGGGGG